Pelobates cultripes (western spadefoot toad) is the source of this 702-nucleotide messenger RNA. NCBI's taxonomy places the organism in Eukaryota, Metazoa, Chordata, Amphibia, Anura, Pelobatidae. The record is from the annotation of a GenBank genome assembly.
UAAAGGUUCCGAGGCUCACUCCCCUGCUUCUAAAUCCGGCUCGCGGCUGGUUUCACCACUUAAAAUCUCGUUGGUGGUGUCAGGGAAAUCCCUCCCUACCUCCCACCCAGUCUCCCAAGCUAAAACCUAUGCCUGUGCGGCCGCGACCCGUUCGCGGCAUCCUGAGGGUGGUGUGACAGCGGCCGCACUAGCCGACACUUCCGUGUGCGGCUCAGAGUGCUGCAAGCACUCAGCAUGCUCGGAGCACAGGGCUGUGUCUCCCGCGAGCAGCAAGGACCACCCAGCAAGCCGCUCGCGGUCUAACACUAGAGCAGCCCGGUCGCUCACUUACAAAAGCGACCGGGUUGCAAGUAUAGGGGAGGGCAGUGUGAGGUCAUGCUCCCCGUCGGGAUCCUCAGCCUCCAGGUUGUCGGUCUCGGUGGGGGGGGCCUCUGCUGUCCGACCCAAAACAUUUAAAGACACAGUAAGGGCUAUAAUAAGCCCAGAUGAUAACAGUAUGGAAUUAGUGCUCCAAAUAAGUUCUUACUCUGCACUACCACAGAGAAUAAGUCAUGAUGCCACAUCAAAGAUGGCUGCCAGUCCAGAUAUUAUGUAUUCCACUCCCAAGAUGGCCACUGCCACCUCCAGUAUGGCUACUACCACAUUUAAAGCAGCGAUUUACAAUCCUAAUAUGCCACCUGAAUUGGCAGAAGAUCUGCCACC